GUCCUUGUCGGUGUUCGAUGAUGAUGAUUAGUGGAUGAGGGAUCUUCAAUAAACUUUUGCAACUUCACUGGAGAACCACCAAAAAACCGAAAACAAGAAUAACCAACAGCAAACGGUCAAGAGGAAGAAAAUUUAAUCUGAUUCGACAACUGCGAAGAGAACCAGUUCUAGUCCACCAACACCUGGAACCGAUCAUGUCAGUCAAUAACAGCCAAGGAGAAGAGGAGCUCCAUCUGAGCAACAGUCAAUCCACCGACGCCCAUCCCCAUCUGACCUCCGCUUUCACCGACUCGCAACCGAAGACUGAAUCCUCGACCACUUCUUCCUCUUCGCCCCGUCCCGAACCCCUCCACCAACACACCAACGACCCCGAUCCGUCGAAUCCUCAUCCGCUGGCCUCCGAUCCCAACGAGGGCCCCAAGCCAGCCGCCCAAGGCACUCAUUCUUCAGAGAGCCCCGAACCGGAUCAGGAACCUAAAAUCGAUUAUAUCAUCACUUUGAAACAGGACACCACUAAAGAACAAUACGAGCUGUACAAACAACAACUGAUCGACCAAGGAGCGCAAAUCAAACAUGAAUAUUUUUCAAUCAUCCUUAAAGGGUAUGCGGUCUCUUUGAAACCGUCGAAAUUGCAAAGCUUCCAACAAGAUCCAUUAGUCAAAGACGUCGAAAUGGACCAAAAAGUUCAUAUCUAAAAGAAGAAAAGAAAAAAAAGGGGGAAAAACCCUUCACAUCUCUUCCAUCUUCUUUCCAACCCUUUUUCCUCUCCCUAACCAUUCAAAAAAAGCCGACUUGGAUGUACGACAAGCUUGGAUCAAGGGAACACAAACACGACCCCGACUAUUGCUCAUGUUACGGUCUUAUCGAGACCGAUUAAAGACUUCUUUGAUUUGCCUAUUCUAUGCUGAUGUAAUAUAUAUAUACAAGUAAAAUGAAACAAGAAAAGAGAAGAACGACAGUCUGAAGAAACAGGUGCUAUUGUACCAUAGAUAGUUAUGAGCAUAGGAAGACCUGUUUAUGUCACACUUGCCUGUAGGGUCUAUCAGCUAGAACAAAAGUGUUGAGAGAAUUUUCAAAAAAAAAAAUGCUUGAAAUGAAUUACUGGAGUAGCAAAGUUGCUC
This is a messenger RNA of Puccinia graminis f. sp. tritici CRL 75-36-700-3, 1121 nucleotides long. RefSeq lists its product as hypothetical. Gene Ontology annotation, biological process: vacuole fusion, non-autophagic. The record is from RefSeq and is a predicted model, not a curated record. Gene Ontology annotation, molecular function: endopeptidase inhibitor activity. NCBI's taxonomy places the organism in Eukaryota, Fungi, Basidiomycota, Pucciniomycetes, Pucciniales, Pucciniaceae. Bases 195 to 695 code for a protein of 166 amino acids. The transcript is spliced from 7 exons.